Molecule: messenger RNA, 3081 nt
Organism: Papilio xuthus (Asian swallowtail)
Lineage: Eukaryota; Metazoa; Arthropoda; Insecta; Lepidoptera; Papilionidae
Product: P protein-like
Exons: 18
Coding region: 31-2922 (963 amino acids)
Biological process (GO): transmembrane transport
Cellular component (GO): membrane
Source: RefSeq, a predicted model, not a curated record
UCUCGCUUUAGUUAUCAAAAGAUAUCAAAAAUGAACAAGGAUAAACGCGCCUACCACAACGAUGGAUUCGAAAUAACCGAAGAUUUCGAAAAUGUUAAAAGGAAUAAAACAAAUGAAGUUGAAAAAAAAGACAAACUACGUCGUUCUUUGGUUUGUCAUCAAAAUAAUAAGCUGGAAUAUCGUAACACAAUAGAUGGAUAUAUUGAUAUGAUUGUCGCUACAGACUCGGAUGAUUACGCAGGAGCCGGCUCCAUAUCUAGUGAUGUAUUUCGGAAUAUCAAUUCAAGAAAAAUUAAAAGAAAUGAUGAUGAUAAAAUUGAGCCAGACAAGAGAAUCCGUCCGAUGUCUUCUUCAAGUUCUGAUAGUUACUAUACAUUCAGUGGUCUCGCUUACAAAAGCUUUAACGAAAAGUCAGUGAAGAAAUCUUGGACGCGUCAGUCGUUGCGUGAUGAAAAGUAUGAAGAAAAACUGCCGAGCAGCCAGGAGCUGAACCGGAGCCAAUACUCGCUGGUGUCAUGCGGCGAGCUGACUGCUGAAGCCAUCCAGCUGUGGCUGGGCUUGCCCAAGAAGAUCAAGUACGACCCAGAGUUAGCGCCGUUCAGGCAACGAUAUGAAAAAGAAUUUGGUAACCUCGAGAACAUUCCUCUCUCUUCGAACCAGUCAUCAAAUGGCUCCGCGCCGGAGACAAAGCGUCUGCCUCUCGUCAAGUCUGCGCCGCAUCUCAACAACAACAAUAUCAAAACUGUAUCUGCCAAUGACGACGGUGUUAAUAUUAAAGACCCAGAAAAAGCAAAUAAUUUCAGCAAAAAUGGCGAAAAGGAGGAGAAGGGACAAACGCAUAAACAUUCAACAAAGAUGGCCAAAGCGAGGCAUUACGUAAAGAUGAUGCUGCUAAUCGCCUCCUGGAUCUUCUUCACAAUUGUCUUCAUGCUUUACAAUGAAAAAGAGGAAAUCAAGAGAAACACAUUCGUGGGACCUGGCGAAAUUAAAGAUUACCUAUUUAACGCAUCUGAGAUUGACAAUUUGUCGGUGCUAGUGAAAUUAUCUGGUCCCUUUCUACCGGAGCAUAUGGAAAAACAUCUGAACUCUACGGAACUGGAGGCCGCUCAGAAGAUGACCGUGUGGCUCGAAAGAUGGUCUGCAAGUGAUGGACCUCCCGUGAUAUCCAAGAAUAAAGAAGUAACGGCUUCCGAGAAAUGGUCUGUGUUACUGCAAGAAGACAGAUUCCUCGAUUUCAGUCAGGGGGAGCGACGUACAUCCACAAUUAUAUUAGGGAAGAAUGCUUCAAGUGCCAACUCCUCGUCUGUUCACAUGAUCCGAAUGCAGACCACGUCCAAACAAACUAUACCUCUGACUGUGAGCUACACUGUGAAUCCGAUAGAUGUCGCCAGCGGGGUUACCUACGCCUGUCUCCUGCUCUGCGGUUUGUACGUGCUGAUCAUAUUUGAGAUAAUAAACCGUACGAUGGCGGCCAUCAUCGUCUCAUCAAGCGCUCUGGCGGUACUCGCACUGGUGGGAGAACGACCUUCCGUACCUGAGCUGGUCUCUUGGCUGGAUGUGGAGACUCUGCUGCUACUCUUCAGCAUGAUGCUGCUGGUCGCCAUCACUGCUGAGACAGGCAUUUUUGAUUUCCUCGCUGUCUUCACGUUUGAGGUGACAAGAGGCAAGUUGUGGCCGCUGAUAUCGUUGCUGUGCGCCAUCACCGGCUUGCUCUCCACUUUUCUAGACAACGUCACCACCGUCCUCCUCAUGACACCGGUCACCAUCAGAUUAUGUGAAGUAAUGAACUUAGACCCGAUCCCCAUCUUGAUGUCUAUGGUGCUGUUCAGCAACAUCGGGGGCACGGCCACACCCGUCGGGGACCCCCCCAACGUUAUCAUUGCCUCUAACAAAGCUGUUGUACAAUCUGGUAUAAACUUCACCAACUUCACGCUGCACAUGACGCUGGGUAUUGUGCUGGUCUGUGUGCAGACUUACUUCCAGCUGCGCUACAUCUACAGAGACACCAGCAAACUCAGGCUCAACGUGCCCAGAGAUAUACAAGAUCUUCGUCACCAAAUAUCAAUCUGGCGCCGUGCGAUCGAGUCCCUGCCACACUUGAGCCAGGACCAGCAGGUGGUGCGGGAGAGGCUGGAGCGGAAGGUUGCCAAGCUCAACCUUAAGCUGACCGCGCUGGAGAAGGAGAGCAUCAAGAGGGUAUUCCCCAAGGAGACCUUCCAGAGUACGCUGGUCGAGUUGAAGGAGAAAUACAAGAUCCGGGACAAGGCGCUUCUUAUCAAAGCCUCGAUUGCGAUCAGUUUCGUCGUCAUCGUUUUCUUCCUCCACUCAAUUCCUGAGCUCAACCGCGUGUCCCUGGGCUGGACGGCGCUGCUCGGCGCCAUCUUGCUGCUGACGUUGGCAGACCGCGAGGACUUGGAGCCGAUACUACAUCGGGUGGAGUGGUCUACGCUGCUGUUCUUCGCUUCGUUGUUCGUAUUGAUGGAGGCGUUAUCGAAGUUAGGUCUCAUAGAAUUUAUCGGUGGUCUAACGGAAUCAAUUAUCCUCAAAGUGGACGAGAGUGCCAGGCUGGCUGUAGCGCUUUUGAUGAUGUUAUGGGUGUCGGGGGUCACAUCAGCGUUUGUAGACAACAUCCCACUGACUACAAUGAUGGUGCGUGUUGUCACCACACUGGGUUCCAACCCGCAAUUGGGGCUGCCCAUGGCACCUUUGAUUUGGGCUCUUUCAUUCGGAGCCUGCUUGGGAGGUAACGGCACUCUGAUCGGCGCGAGCGCGAACGUGGUGUGCGCCGGCGUGGCGGAGCAGCACGGCUACCGCUUCUCCUUCCUGCAAUUCUUCCGCGUCGGCUUCCCCGUCAUGAUCGGUCACCUCCUCGUCGCCUCCGUCUACCUCCUCCUCUGCCACUGCGUCUUUUCAUGGCACUGAGAGUUACAUAAUAAAUUAAGAUGAAGUAUCCUGGGUGAGAUUUGGAUUUUCUAAAAUGUAAAAAAAGUGUGUGAAAAAUGAUAGUUUUCGAUACAUAAAUUUGUGUAUACCUAAUACCUAAUAAUUUCGCAAGUUCUCGUUACUUAUUAAUGCUAUCGA